Messenger RNA from Fomitiporia mediterranea MF3/22, 2649 nucleotides. RefSeq names its product beta-glucosidase. The transcript is spliced from 15 exons. The coding region runs from base 64 to 2649 and encodes 861 amino acids. The record is from RefSeq and is a predicted model, not a curated record. NCBI's taxonomy places the organism in Eukaryota, Fungi, Basidiomycota, Agaricomycetes, Hymenochaetales, Hymenochaetaceae. Gene Ontology annotation, molecular function: beta-glucosidase activity. Gene Ontology annotation, biological process: glucan catabolic process.
GGGACGGCUAAUCAGCUCUACACAUGUACCACAGAGCCCCGUUCACACUCUCAAUAGUUAACGAUGCCACCCUCCGAUUUUGCAAAUGCUGAUAUACCCAGCAUUGUUGAGAAACUCACGCUUGAAGAAGCCACUGCACUCAUUGCUGGGGUCGGCUUCUGGCACACCCAUGGCAUUGAACGCCUCAAUAUACCUGCCGUCAAAGUCAGCGACGGACCAAAUGGUGUUCGCGGGAAUUUCUUCUUUAUGGGAACUCCGGCGAAGUGUUUGCCAUCUGCUACAGCGUUGGGGGCAACAUUCGACACAGACCUUAUUCACGAGGUCGGCGCGAAGCUCCUUGCUCCGGAGGCUAAACUGCGCUCUGCCUCCAUCAUCUUAGCACCGACGUGCAACAUCCAGCGAAACCCACUCGGCGGGAGGAGUUUUGAGAGCUUCUCAGAGGAUCCCACUCUCUCGGGACUGAUCGCGGCUGCAUACGUUGCGGGCAUCCAGUCCAAAGGGAUUGGAACCGCAAUCAAGCACUACGCCACGAACGACAAAGAAAACGAUCGCAAUGCAUACGAUAGUCAGGUCAGCGCGCGGGCUCUCCGCGAGAUCUACCUUAUGCCGUUCAUGCUUGCCGAGAAGUAUGCGAAGCCCUGGUCCGUCAUGACAGCAUACAACAAGCUGAACGGACUGCACGUCUCCGAGGACCCGUUCAUGCUUAAAGAUGUCCUCCGAAAGGAAUGGGGUUCCGAUGCCAUGAUCAUGAGUGACUGGUUCGGCGUUUACAGCGUCUCAGAUAGCAUUAAUGCAGGUCUCGACCUUGAGAUGCCAGGAACAAACAAAUGGCGUACAUGGGACAAAGUCCGUCGCUCAGUUGAAGCACGAAAGACCACCGCGCGUAUUGUCAAGGAACGCGCGGCGAAGGUGCUCGAGCUCGUGAAGAGGUGUGCACAGGGAGCGCCGGAUGUACUUGACGGUGAUGGCAAAGAGCGGACGCAUGAAAGCGAAGAAGAUAUGGCUCUUAUGCGGAAAGUUGCCGCGGAGUCUGUCGUUCUGCUGAAGAAUGAGGGGGAUCUUCUGCCUCUUCAACCUUCGACACUGAAGAAAGUUGCUAUUGUUGGCGGUAAUGCGAAGGCGCUUGUCCUGUCAGGCGGAGGCUCCGCAGCGUUGAAAUCAUCAUACUUCAUUUCUCCUUUCGAUGGUAUCGUGAAAGCACUUGGGGAAAACGUUGAAGUCACCUUUGCCGAGGGCGCGAGAACUUUCAAGGCCCUCCCUUCGCUCGACAACGAUCUUGUCACGGAGAAGGGCGAGAAAUGCUGGGUCGGAGAAUGGUACUCUAAUGGACCAGACGGCCUUACCGCUCAGGGCGACCCAGUGCUCACGCAAGUCAUCGAUGAAACAAAUGCGUUCAUUUCAGUCGACAAGCCCAAAGGACUUGCAUCACACUUCACGCUCCAUUUGCGUGGCAAGAUGAAGCCUAGGAAGAAGGACACGAAAUUUGAAUUCGGGUUGACCGUGGCUGGACGUGCCAAGUUGUACGUCGACGGUAAACUCCUGAUCGACAACUGGACACGCCAACGUCGCGGUGAAGCAUUCUUCUCCACAGCUACGCAAGAAGAGAAAGGCAUCUUCGAGUUGAAAGCAGGCGUAUCGCACGACAUACACGUACACUACGUUAAUGUACGUGGCCCAGCGGAUGAGGACGAAGACGAGUUACUUAUGGAUUCUAAUCCUGGUAUACGCCUCGGUGGUGCAGUGGUACUGGAUCCAGAUGAAGAUAUGGCACUUGCCGUGCAACUUGCGAAGGAAGCUGAUCUUGCUAUCGUUGUCGUUGGCUUGAAUAGCGAUUGGGAAAGUGAAGGGUAUGAUAGGACUACGCUGGCCCUGGCUGGUCGGACGGACGAGCUUGUGGAGAAGGUAGCAGCGGCGAAUAAGAAGACCGUCGUUGUUACGCAGUCGGGUUCUGCCAUUGCAAUGCCAUGGGCGGAUUCGGUUCCCGCGAUCGUGCACGCAUGGUACCUUGGAAAUUCGACAGGGGAUGCCAUCGCCGACGUACUGACAGGGAAAGUCAACCCAUCUGGCAAGAUGUCACUCACAUUCCCGAAGAGACUCGAAGACGUACCCUCUCAUGGGCACUUCCACUCUGAACAUGGAACCGUGCUCUAUUCUGAGGACUUGUUUGUCGGUUACAAACAUUUUCAACAUAGAAUUAUCAAACCUCUGUGGGCAUUCGGCCAUGGCCUUUCAUAUACAACGUUCCAGUAUCUGGAUCUGAGCGUUUCAAAGCCAAAAGUCGUAUCCUCGUCGGACGGGAAGAAAGACCUCUCCAUCACCAUCUCGCUCGCCAUUACCAACACAGGUCCCGUUACGGGCUCCGAGACAAUCCAAGUCUACGUUGUACACCCUCCAACAUCCGCACUCACGCAAGUCCCCCUCGCGCUCCGCGCAUUCAAGAAAGUCCGUGACCUGAAACCGGGCGAGAAACUCCCUGUGGAGCUCACGCUGGAUAAAUAUGCUGUGAGCUAUUGGGAGGAACGUAUCGGCUCGUGGACAAUUGAGAAGGGCGAGUACACGGUUCACGUGGGAUCUUCGUCGGACAACUUGCUCUUGAGGGCACCGCUUGUCCUUGAGAGGUCGGACGUUUUCGAGUGGAAUGGACUGUAG